This is a messenger RNA of Dipodomys spectabilis (banner-tailed kangaroo rat), 662 nucleotides long. Its product is annotated as 60S ribosomal protein L19-like. The coding region runs from base 1 to 588 and encodes 195 amino acids. The record is from RefSeq and is a predicted model, not a curated record. Gene Ontology annotation, biological process: translation. Gene Ontology annotation, molecular function: RNA binding; structural constituent of ribosome. Gene Ontology annotation, cellular component: cytosolic large ribosomal subunit; ribosome. The transcript has a single exon. NCBI's taxonomy places the organism in Eukaryota, Metazoa, Chordata, Mammalia, Rodentia, Heteromyidae.
AUGAGUAUGCUCAGGCUGCAUAAGAGGCUUAACUCUAGUGUCCUCCGUUGUGGCAAAAAGAAGGUCUGGUUGGACCCCAAUGAGACCAAUGAAAUCGCCAAUGCCAACUCUCGUCAGCAGAUCCAGAAGCUGAUCAAAGAUGGGUUGAUUAUUCACAAGCCUGUGACUGUCCAUUCCCGGGCUCGAUGCCAGAAAAACACCUUGGCUCACCGAAAGGGUAGACAUAUGGGUAUAGGAAAGCGAAAGGGUACAGCCAAGGCUUACAUGCCAGAGAAGGUGACCUGGAUGAGGAGGAUGAGGAUUCUGCAAAGGCUGCUGAGGAGAUACCGUGAAUCUAAGAAGAUUGACUGCCACAGGUAUCACAGCCUAUACCUGAAGGUUAAGGGGAACGUGAUCAAAAACAAGCACAUUCUCAUGGAACACAUCCACAAGCUGAAGGCAGACAAGGCCUGCAAGAAACUCCUGGCUGACCAGGUUGAGGCUCGCAGGUCUAAGACCAAGGAAGCUCGCAAGCGUGAGGAGCAUCUUCAGGCCAAGAAGGAAGAGAUCAUCAAGACUCUAUCUAAGGAGGAAGAGACCAAGAAAUGAAGCUUCCCUCUCUUAUCUGUACAUAGUGGCCUCUGAUUACACAGAUAAAUCACUGAAAUAAAACAAGCCUUUAU